Manis pentadactyla (Chinese pangolin) is the source of this 642-nucleotide messenger RNA. RefSeq lists its product as uncharacterized. The transcript is spliced from 3 exons. NCBI's taxonomy places the organism in Eukaryota, Metazoa, Chordata, Mammalia, Pholidota, Manidae. Bases 1 to 642 code for a protein of 213 amino acids. The record is from RefSeq and is a predicted model, not a curated record.
AUGGCGCCUGCGGACUCGCUGUCGGGGCUCCGGGCCGCGAGGGGCGGGCGGGUAGGCGCUGCCGGCGGCUCGGGUUACAGCCGGGGGCGGGGUGGGGGGGCCGAGGGGGGGGCGGGGAGGCCGGGAGGCGCGGCGACCCUGAAGGGAACCAGCUGGCCGUCCCGCUGUCGGGAGUACCCCGCCGCCGCCGGCCUGGGGAGUGCGGACCCAGGGCCUCCGGGUCGCUGGCAGCGGCCUGGGCACGGCCUGCUGGGCGGGUGGCAUCCUCCCAACCCUUGGACGCCGAAUGAGACCUGGACGUGGAGCCUCCAUCCCGGCCAGCUCGGGACACGUCCCGCUGGCGCCGGCCUGACAGGAUCCCCGCGAGAGCGGAGGGGACACGCGGAAACACUGUGCCCUGCCAUCUUCCUCAGUUUACAGGCCAUGCCCCUGGCUGGCACCCAAAUCCCCUUGAGACUGUCACUACGAAUGUUUAAAAUGAGCCCGAGGUGGUCAGUGUGUGAGGUGCGGACACAGAUGUGCUUCAGCGAAGCAGGACUUACCUGGGAACACAAGGGCUUCGUGUCAGCAUCCCAGACACUUAGCUGCUAUUUCCAGGGUCACGAGUUUGCUCAGCCAGCAAGACUUCCUGUUGGGAACUAG